AUGAAUAGUUCUCUCAUGAAACGUGUCGAUUCAGUCGACUUUACCUCCCCGUUGCAGGCUAACGUCGAGUUGCUGACCUCGUUGCUGGUGAGCGUCGUCGAACAGCACUGCGGUGAGGCAGUCGCGGGAGCUUUCGAGAAAGUGAGAACGCUGUCGCGUCUCUACGACCUCACGCACGAAGAAAAGCACUUUGAGGAACUGUGGUCGCUUGUGCAAGAGCUCCCGAUUGAUGAUCUCGUGAAAAUCUGUUCUACUUUCAGCAACCUGUGCAACUUGACGAACAUUGCAGACCAUGUGCACCGCAUCCGCCGCCGCCGAGCUUACGAGCGGGGCGAGUCCUCGUUCCUCUUGCACUACGGCGCCGCGGAAACCUUCGAGUACCUGGUCAAGGCAGGCUUCACUCCUGAGGAGAUCUAUCGCAAUUUAUGCAACCAGACGAUCGAUAUGGUUUUGACGGCGCACCCGACGCAGUCGGUGCGACGCUCGCUGCUAAGCAAGCUGCACAGCAUUGGAAUGCUGCUCAUUGAGCUGGAUCGCAACGACUUGACCCCACAGGAGCGAGAUCUCUUGCACAUGCGGAUUGAAGCAGAAAUGAAUGCCUUAUGGCGGACAGAUGAGGUUCGACGCAGUCGUCCGAAGCCGGAAGACGAAGCGCGGGCCGCCCUCAAUGUCAUCACGUCUACGGUAUGGGACUCUGUUCCGCGUUUCCUACGGCUGUUGGAUAUUGCGCUCCGCAAGAUUGGUAUCGAGGGGGGGAUACCCCUUGAUUGUCGUCCGUUCGUGUUUUCCUCGUGGGCCGGCGGCGAUCGCGACGGGAACCCCAACGUGACCGCUCAAGUGACUUGGGAGACGGUGCUCCUUAAUCGUUUCCGCGCUGCAGAGCUCUUCCUUGAGGCGAUCGAGAGCCUAAUGUUUGAUCUCUCGCUGCAUUACUGUAGCCCCGAGCUGCGCAAGUACAUUCAGACGUUACCCGAGCCACAGCUGGUUGAAAAAGGCGCCCGAAUAUCUCUCAUAUAUCGCGAGUUUUCGCACCACGUACCACCAUCGGAACCUUAUCGACAGGUUCUGGCCCACGUGCGUGAUCGAGUACGUCUCACGAGAGACUAUUUCGGGGCAUUGCUCUCCCAAAAUCAUGCGUUAGCGGAUCAGAUCGAUCCCAGCAUUGUGCUUACCCACGAAGAAGAGCUACUGGAGCCACUGCGCCAAAUCUACGCCUCCUUGCUAGCCGAGAGUGACGUUGCGGUGGCUCGCGCAGGACUCACCGACCUUAUCCGCCGUGUUCAGGCCUUUGGUUUAUCACUUUUGCGCCUCGAUAUUCGUCAAGAGGCGAGCAUGCAUACCGAAACCAUGGACGCAAUCACUCGGUAUAUCGGCGGCGGGUUGAAGCCGUACACCGAGAUGACCGAAGCAGAACGGAUGGCGUUUCUGUCGGAGACGCUGCAAGGACGCCGCCCACUCAUUCCCCGCGACGGCAUACCGGACUGCAGCGCUGCCGUCCAGGAGGUCUUGCGUACCUUUGAGGUAUGCGCGAAAAUCUCCCGUGAGAUAUCCACCACCGCGCUCGGUGCCUACGUCAUUUCGAUGUGCAUGGAGCCGAGCGACGUCCUCUGUGUGGAGGUACUCCAACGCGAGUUCGCACCAAAACGGCCUCAGAGGGUGGUACCGCUCCUCGAGACCAUCGGAGCGUUGCAGAAGGCUACUGAAUUGUUGACAAGCCUGUUUGAAGUGCCGUGGUACCGCGAGCACCUCAGGAGCGACCACGACAAUGUUCAGGAGGUCAUGAUCGGUUACAGCGACAGUGGCAAGGACGGUGGUCGAAUCACCUCGGCGUGGGAGCUUUAUCUUGGCCAAGAGCGUCUGGCCCAGACUGCCCGAAAGUACGGCGUGCACUUGCGCUUCUUUCACGGUCGCGGAGGCACCGUGGGCCGCGGCGGUGGGCCCCAGCACCUCGCGAUCAUGUCACAGCCGCCGGAUACCAUCAACAAGUAUUUGCGGGUAACCAUCCAGGGAGAAGUCAUUCAGCAGGAUUUCGGAAUGCCGGCCCUUGCGGAUCGUACGCUGGAAACCUUCACAACAGCAGUUCUCCGGCAAGAACUGAUGCCUUUCCGCAACGUACAUCCCAAGUGGCGUGAAAUCAUGGACCGCAUGAGCCACGUGAGCUGUGAGCACUAUCGUUCGAUCGUCUACAAGCAACCGAACUUUGUGCGCUAUUUCCGGUGCGCUACACCAGAACCUGAGCUCGGCAUCCUGAACAUUGGGUCACGACCCCAGAAGCGACGCGAAGGUGGCGUGGAAACGCUGCGGGCGAUACCAUGGGUCUUCAGUUGGAGCCAAAAUCGACUCCAGUUACCGGUCUGGCUGGGCAUCGGCGACGCCAUCGAGGAUGCCAUCGAGCGAGGCGAUGGCGACACCCUUCGCAAAAUGUACCUCGAAUGGCCCUUCUUCCGGUCGUUUAUGGACCUUAUUGAAAUGGUGCUCGCAAAGGCCGAUACCCAUAUCGCUGCCAAGUACGACGAGGUGCUGGUUCCGGAUCCCGACAUGCACGCCAUUGGGUCAGAGCUGCGGAGGCGGCUCCAGCAUACCAUCGCUUUGGUGAUGCGCGUGUCGGGCUCUCGGCGUCUUCUCGAUAACGACCGUCCACAGCAACGAGCGAUUGAUGCGCGGCGGCCUUGGUUGACCCCCAUGAACUUGGCACAAGUGCGAGCGCUGAAACUCAUGCGCACUGCAGCAGCGCAACAGAGCGAGCCGGAGUCGAACGUCACCGAUUUGUUUGUGAUUAGUGUCAAGGCGUUGGCGGCAGGCCUGCAGAACACCGGUUAA
Messenger RNA from Cyanidioschyzon merolae strain 10D, 2820 nucleotides. Its product is annotated as phosphoenolpyruvate carboxylase. Gene Ontology annotation, molecular function: phosphoenolpyruvate carboxylase activity. Gene Ontology annotation, cellular component: cytosol. Gene Ontology annotation, biological process: carbon fixation; tricarboxylic acid cycle. Bases 1 to 2820 code for a protein of 939 amino acids. Lineage: Eukaryota; Rhodophyta; Bangiophyceae; Cyanidiales; Cyanidiaceae. The transcript has a single exon. The record is from RefSeq and is a predicted model, not a curated record.